Parnassius apollo (apollo) is the source of this 582-nucleotide messenger RNA. Lineage: Eukaryota; Metazoa; Arthropoda; Insecta; Lepidoptera; Papilionidae. The record is from the annotation of a GenBank genome assembly.
AUGGCCGACCUGAUCGGACCCGAGACCAUCGUCGACGACGAAGUCGGCUACGAAUACGAUACGAUGAAGAUACCGGAGAUCGUUACCCCGGAUGAGAUGAACGAGUCGGGCUAUCAGGAGGGAUCGGAGACUAGUUACGGGGAUCGGCGAGAUUCUAAAGAGGGAUUCGGGGGGCGAGGGGGGAUUCGGACAGCGGGGUGGACGGGGGUGAGCAGUGGAUGCAGCACCGUGGACGACUGCCCCGUCGUGUCUAUCAAUGACGUGGUCGCGUAUUACGACGACAUCCGGCCGCGGAGGCGCCAUGUGCCGCAGCUUAACUUCUAUCACGUAGACAUCGAGAGGAUGGCCUUGGACGCUGUUGCUCAGCAUUUGAAGUAUAUGACAUCUCUCGAUCAACAUAAAUCUGUUAACUUGUUAUACGUGAACGAAAUAUCAAAGUUCAAAGACGCCGCGUUUUCUUCUGUUUCAGACAUCUGUAUUUAUUUGCCGAGGCGCAGUGAAUUCAUCAUAUUUAUUGCUUUUUCUACUAUUGUUAUAUUUGUGUACGGAUCUGAGAAGAUUGACUCUGAACAUACAUUUUAA